AUGGCGUCUCUUGAGCCCGCGUCGCCGUCCCCAGACCGGAGCUUGCCAGAUGCGCCGCCAGUCACCCUCCAGACUACAUACAAAUCUUUCAAGAGAAAGUAUGCGAAGCAAAAGAUUGGUUUCGAACUGGCGAUGAAGACAAGCAAUGCGCUCUUCAAAGAGGAACUAAGGAUUCGUGACCUCUCGAAGCGACUCAAGGAACAGAAUGAUCAGCUCCUAGAAGCUCUGCUAGAGCUCAACAGCAGUAUCCGCGUGCCCCCAGAACUCCGAUAUAACCUCGAUCUCCCCGGCUCCAAACUUCCCAAACUCCACUCUCCAGAACCAGAGCACAAUCCCCAAGAACCCUGUGGUGUAGAGACGGUUCGUGAGGCACUGCGGGUUGCUAGAGAGAGGCUCCUGGCGGGGGAACUCAAGCCAGAACAAUGCCGUCGCCUCGAAGAGUCACUCAUUCAGCGCGAGGAGUUCGCACCCGCGGUGCAGUACGCCUCACUCCUGAAGGUGCCACAUACCAGGUCGAGCGUUAAUGGAGAUCACCCUGCCACGGAACACGAUAUGGAUUCAACCCUUGGAUUCCUAAACCCGGAGCAUGAAAAUGAAUACUGCGCCGCACUCGAUGCAGCUGCCGCGGGAGAACCGAAGCCGUCAGCGGAAGCGGGGAAAGCAUCAUCUCUGGCAGCUGCAAGCAAGGACAAGGAGAUAGCUAUCCGGAACCCGGUGUCCGUGAUAAAUUGGUUGAGGAAACAUCAACCGCAAGUUUUUCUGCACGACGCUGAUGGCGUGACUGAGAAGCCCCCUCCCCGUUCUAACAAUCCGCGUAGUUCGAAGCGAGCGAGUACCCAUGCGCGAAAGGAGGAGGAUGUAUACGACGAAGAUGGGAUACUGAUUGAUGUGCAGGUUGGCGGUGGAGGAGGAGGUGCUGGUGGAGGCGGAGGAGGAAGUCGAGGAAAGAGAAAACGAGACGAAGACGGAGGCUAUCGACCUAAAGGCGGCAGUGGUGGCCGCUCGAGGAAGAAAAAGGAAGACGCCCCAAAACCACCCAAACCGGAACAACAUUGUAAUGGAGUCAUCAGACUCGUCCUCGGAUUCUUCCUCGUCGCUCAGCGCCUCGGCGGAGAGCCAACCCAACUAAACGAUUACCAGCAACAACAAGAUCAGCAAUCCGACUAUCACUGCAACCAGAGAUACAGCGGAAUACUACCCGGUUUCCUCCACCUUUUCCGGAAAAAGUACAGAUUCCCCAAUGAAUGGGGCUACAUGCCAGGUCCCUAUGCGAUCAUGUAUUACGAGGAGGAAAUGACAAGGAAUGACCUGCCGCUGGAUAAGGGAUCAGAGGCCCGCCGGCAAGGAGAAUCAGUGGAUUUAUGGGUGAGUUGGAGAAUGGGAAAUUUUAAAUUUGCACAGUGCUGGGAGUGGUAUCCAUUUAUAUAUAUGGACCCCAUUAUAUUCGCCAUCAAAGACGCAAAGAACAAUAAAUACUGGAACAAUUACUGUUUUGAGGGCAAUCUCACGCGCAGAGUCAACGCUGCCGGUUGCCCAAAUGUCGUCAAGAUGGAUGCGUUUCUAUGGCAUGUAUUCCACAGCAUAGCAACAGCAUUGCUCUACUGCGUGCAUGGCCAUGAAGAACCAUGUCGGAAAGCGAGCUGGGAGAUCAUACACAAGGAUGUUGAGCCAGGAAACAUUCUCUUGGGUGCGGUACCGUCGCGCAACAGCGAGGAGCUCUACUCGAAUUGCUAUCUAGGGGACUCUGGUUUGGCCUACACCAUCCCCAACGAGGAUGUCCGCGCGUACAAGAAAGGCUACCCUGGGGAAGACAUCUACUCUCUCCCCCUCUCCAUUCGUGAGGCCAUCGAUAUUGCGCCGAACAUCUACACCGCAGACGAAAUGACUACCCUCCGCAAACUCCCCUAUGGUGAGAAAUAUCUCCCCUAUCCCCUUGACAUGAUUAAACUCUCCCGCGCAGGUGGACCCAACUGGACGUAUAAACGACCCAAUAUCUACUCCCUGUGGAAGGCGACUGGCGAACAGGCGUGUAAGUGGAAAGAGAAAGUUAUGGAGAAUAGACGGCUGGCGUUUCAGUACAGGAAAGAGUGCUACGAUGGGAUGAUGCUGCCGGAUGAAGAGAGUGGGCUGCAGUUUUAA
This is a messenger RNA of Paracoccidioides lutzii Pb01, 2139 nucleotides long. RefSeq lists its product as hypothetical. The record is from RefSeq and is a predicted model, not a curated record. Gene Ontology annotation, cellular component: nucleus; Ino80 complex. Gene Ontology annotation, biological process: chromatin remodeling. The transcript has 12 exons. Bases 1 to 2139 code for a protein of 712 amino acids.